GUGAUUUUGGGAUUGCGAAAUUGUUAGGUGCAGAGGAUAGUUUUAGACAAACUAACACUAUUGGGACCAUUGGAUACAUUGCGCCAGAGUAUGGACAAGAUGGACUUGUAUCAACAAGUUGUGACGUCUACAGUUUUGGUAUCGUGAUGAUGGAAACAUUCACAAGGAGGAGGCCUAGUGAUGAAAUGUUUACUGGAGAUUUGAGCCUAAAACAAUGGGUAAACGACUCGCUUCCUUCUGGAGUUACACAACUAGUGGAUGCAGAUUUGAUGAGACCAAAGGAAGAACCUCUAAAUGCAGAGAUGCAAUGCUUGGUUUCUGUCAUGGAAUUGGCUUUAAGCUGCACUUCAGUAUCACCAGAUGCAAGAAUCAAAAUGAAAGAAGCUCUUUUGGCACUCAAGAAGAUAAGAAUUCAAUUGGUCACCAAGCUGAACUUUGAAGUAAGGCUGAAUCCAGAAAGUUCACUCCAAUAGAAUUUGGAGAAGGCUUGUUAUAAUAAGAGUAGAAUAAAGAUAACAGGAAGCAACCUUUUGUUUCUGUCUGUAGGCCAA
This is a messenger RNA of Nicotiana tabacum (common tobacco), 551 nucleotides long. The record is from RefSeq and is a predicted model, not a curated record. NCBI's taxonomy places the organism in Eukaryota, Viridiplantae, Streptophyta, Magnoliopsida, Solanales, Solanaceae.